AUGUUGCCCCUCUUCAAAGAUUCUACAACCCAGUGGUCGAUCGGCAUCGAUAUCACGCUGAAAUCCAACCAAUUUCAACGUUCCUUUCCAAUGGAUACCAUCAAGAGCGUUACUUCACCUGGUAGAAUGAUUACUGUGGCUACAUAUAAUCAGCAAGGAGCCGAGAUCAGUCUUCGUUGUCCUCAACUAGUCCCUCUGCUUGCUGCGUUGAACGCUGGAGCAAACGCACAAAAGUUGACCACCACCUUGGCUGAACUCAAUGGUCUUGUCCGAAGUGGAUGGUAUCGAAUCCAACAAGUCGACGCACAAAAGUUGACCACCAGUUUGGCAGAACUCAAUGGUCUUGUGCGAAGUGGAUGGUAUCGAAUCCAGCAGGUCGGUUAUUGUGUGAAUGGUCGGGCUUGUGGAGCAACGAAACCACUCAGGGAACUUCGGGUUACAUCUAAGCCAGGUGACGUCGUCUACACGACGGAUGCGAAUGAGUUCGCCAUUCUGAAUAGUAACGGACCCUUUCAAGGCUCGGGAACAGGAGCAGUUUGCUAUUUGUGGUGA
Molecule: messenger RNA, 552 nt
Organism: Cylicostephanus goldi
Lineage: Eukaryota; Metazoa; Nematoda; Chromadorea; Rhabditida; Strongylidae
Source: the annotation of a GenBank genome assembly